AUGACAUGUGUGGCCGUUGAGUUUAACAGCUGCUCAGUUGUGUACGGCGGGUGGACUCCGGAAGAACUUUACCGGUUUGCUCCGCACACUGAUGUCCUCGCGCCCGUUCAGGGGUUUCUUGAAAUUGACGAGUCCGUCGUGGUGCGUCCACGUCCGUCCAUGAUGUUUGCCACAUUUGAGACGCUGCGCCGUUUUUGGGAUCCGCAUCCACCCGCGAUGCCGUCAGGCGCCGAGGUGCUGCGUGCCGGCUCCACCUGUUGCAUGCAGGUCUCAUGGAAAAGUGGAGUGUCCUUUCGAGCCGUUUCUGACGACCUCGUCCCUGCGAAGGGUGUGUGGCUCCGUUUUGUCUCCAGUUUCUCUCACCGGAAGUACACCCUGGAACGAACACCGAGACAGCUGGGGAUUCUUCUUCGUGCGCUGCGCGUGAGCUUUCCGCAUCUCUUAGUACCGGCUUGCAGUGAGCCCAAUGUUCAAACUGCACGAGGCUUGCUUGACUUUGUUGAGACCCACGCGGAGGCAGUCUUUGCUUACCUUCCAUUGCUUUUUUUUCUGUAUGAGCUGAGCAAGAAGAGUGUUGGAAACUUUUUUGAUACACUGGAGGAACUAGUGCGGCGGCGACAGUUAAACGAGUCUAAUCUCCUGAAUGCACUGAGACCCAGAGAGGCGUCUUGGUUUGGUUGGAGCGCCCCCAAGUUAACCCUAAAAGAGGAUUCACUUUCUGAGGAUGUGGUGUUUAUGGAUACGCACGCAGCACGACUGCCUGAUUCUUUCAAAGUGAAGUACAUGUUUUC
Messenger RNA from Trypanosoma cruzi, 791 nucleotides. RefSeq lists its product as uncharacterized. Lineage: Eukaryota; Euglenozoa; Kinetoplastea; Trypanosomatida; Trypanosomatidae. The record is from RefSeq and is a predicted model, not a curated record. The transcript has a single exon. The annotation marks the transcript as partial.